Messenger RNA from Gymnodraco acuticeps, 1644 nucleotides. It is a transcript of the gene amn, whose product is annotated as amnion associated transmembrane protein. Lineage: Eukaryota; Metazoa; Chordata; Actinopteri; Perciformes; Bathydraconidae. Gene Ontology annotation, cellular component: apical plasma membrane; endocytic vesicle. The transcript is spliced from 2 exons. The record is from RefSeq and is a predicted model, not a curated record. Gene Ontology annotation, biological process: receptor-mediated endocytosis; intracellular protein localization.
AUGGGCGGAGAGGACGUAAAAGUGAAUAGUUUACAGGUCAGCUGCUUCAACAGGUUGAUGUAGUUCAGAGCUCACCAACCUCACUGUUUAUUGGUGUGCACUCAUGUGUCAGUCACAAGGUUAGAAACAAAGUUCACCUAAUGUUCUCUCAGCCCGUCACAAACAUUCAGGAUGCUGAAAACAACAGACAUGCUUCUUCUCCUCUUCUGUCUUGUCGGGACAUCGGAUUCCCUGUACAAACAGUGGAUUCCUGACACCAACUAUGAGAACAAGACCAACUGGGACAAAGAAUCUGUUCCAUGUGGCAACGACAUAGUUCAGUUUCUAGUCCAGAGAAAAGUGUCCGUGUUUGUGGAGACCACACAUGCUGUGCAGGAGAUGAGGCUGCCAGUGGAUGGAGAGUUCAUCCUGAAUUCAGGAGCUGGAUUUUAUGUUGUGAGUGGACAGGAUCCGGGCUGCGGAGCGGGUGUUACGACAAAGUUCAAAGAUUCUGAGUCUCUUCAAUGGUUAAACCCAGCUCUGUGGCAGGGGUCUGCAACCCUGGAUGACCUGCAGCAUGGAAACGUCUUGUUCUCAGUCCACGAGGAGAGUGUCCCUUGCCAGUACGACGAUGUGGUUUUUAAAGCCAGCUCUUCAUUCAGGGUGGACACCAGCACCAGUCAGUCUUCUGUUCCUGUCAAAUCUGUGUCUGUGCUGGGGAAGAAGUAUGAAAGCACCUCUGAGUUCACCCAAUAUCUCAGCUCACGUUCAGGCCGGCUGCAGUUUCACGGGUCCUCUGCUGUCACUAUUGGGAACAAAGAGUGUGGAGAUCCUUCUGGCUGCGCCUGUGGGAAUUCUGUAAACCAUAAGCGUAUCUGUAGCACUGUUCAAUGUGCCUCUCUGGGCUGUAAGAAGCCUCUCCUCCCUGUCGGACACUGCUGUGAAGUUUGUGGUGCCAUUGUCACAAUCCAUUUUGCCACUGGUUUCAACCUGCAAACUUACAGGCAACGAAUCCACCACCUAUUUCUAGUUUUGCCAAAAUACAAAUCCAUUCAGCUGGGCAUGUCUAAAAUCUUCAAGUCACAGCAGUUGAUGGGGAUCAUCCCUUUUGGUACCUCACCUGAAAUCCAGGUGGUUAUUGUGGAUGGAGAGAAGGGAACACAGUCAGAGGGUCUGGCCAGGGACAUAUUGAAGGAUGCACGCUCUCAUGGCUCAAGCCUGGGUAUCACUGAGGCUGAAUUUCAAGCCUCCUCCGGGAACAGCAGCGAUCAGACUGGAGGCAGUGCUGGGAUGGUGGUUGGAACUGUGUUUGGAGUUUUGAUUGGGAUUUCAAUCAUAAUCACUUUGGUCUUUCUGAUUCGUAGAGGGGUUAUUCAAAUGCCAUCAUCGCUGCCAUCGCUGCCAUCCCUGCCAUCCCUGCCAUCCCUGAGCAGCUUUAGGAGAAGCAGAGAUGAGGAAGACCUCAAUGGGCCUAUUGAUCACGGUUAUGAUAAUCCAAUUUUUAACAAGCCAAACUUGAUGCCUAAAGUUCCUGGACUGUAUGCGACUGAAACAAAAAAUUCAAUCUCCAUGACUCAGUCAGGUGUGCACUUUGUAAAUCCGGUUUAUGAUGAUAAUGAAACUGAUUUUAAUGCCUGAAGGUGAACAAGUAAACUUUUAAGAUGU